CCCUUAUAAUUCCUCUCCUUUCCCUUUCAAACCUAAUUUAGAAAUCAAAUAAUCAAAACUACCUGGAAAAUUCAACAAUGGCAUCGUCGGAAAAACGAUGCCUGUACGAGGUGCUCGGCUUGAGCCGUGACUGCACACCCGACGAAAUUCGGUCGGCUUACAAGAAGCUGGCUCUCCAGCGCCAUCCGGAUAAGCUAGUCCAGUCCGGCGUCCCUGAAGUCGAAGCCACAGCUGCCUUCCAAGAGCUCGUCAACGCGUACGAGGUCCUCUCCGACCCGAGAGAGCGCGUGUGGUACGACUCCCAUCGUUCAGAAAUCCUUUUUUCUUCUAACAAUUCAUCCAAAUCCUCGGGCCCUGUCCCUGAUUUAUUCUCUUUCUUCUCAAACUCGGUUUACUCCGGGUAUUCAGAUUCCGGGAGGGGGUUCUAUAAGGUAUACGGGGAAAUAUUUGAGAAAAUUUAUGCUGCUGAAUUCAAUUUCGCGAAAAAGUUAGGGUUGCCAAUGCCCAAGGAAGCGCCCGUCAUCGGCAAUUUGGAGAGUCCCUAUGCCCAGGUGACUGCAUUUUAUAACUAUUGGUUAGGAUUUGCAACAUCUAUGGAUUUUUGUUGGGUAGAUCAGUAUGAUGUGAUGGCAGGACCAAACAGGAAGUCAAGAAGAGUAAUGGAGGAAGAGAACAAGAAGUUGAGGAAAAAGGCAAAGAGGGAGUACAAUGAGACAGUAAGGGGAUUGGCGGAGUUCGUGAGGAAGAGGGAUAAGAGGGUCAUCGAUAUGCAGGCAAAAAGGAAUGAAGAGAUGGAGAGAAAGAGAGAGGAGGAAAGAUGGAGAAAGAAAGAAUUGGAGAGACAGAAGGUGGAGAAGGCAAGGAAUUUUGAGGAGCCUGAGUGGACGAAGGUCAAGGAGCUGGAGAGUGAAGAGAGUGAGGAUGCAGUAGAGGAGGAUGCGAAGAAAAAGGAAUUGUAUUGUGUAGCGUGUGGAAAAAAAUUCAAGAGUGAUAAGCAGUGGAAGAACCAUGAGCGGUCUAAGAAGCACAAGGAGAAGGUGGCAGAAUUGAGGGAAGCUUUUGGCGAGGAAGACACAGAAUUUGAAGUGACAGAAGGGAAUGAAAGGAAGAAUGAGGAAAAAGAAGAUGAGGGUUAUUUGUCAGCAGAUGAUGGGGUAAAUGAUUUACGAAACGAAUUUGAGGAUAGUGUUGGAAUUCAUGGGCUGGAGAGCAAUGAGGAAAAUGCUGAAUCUAACGAGGAAGGUGGGAUUGUCGAUAUUGAUAAUGGCAGUGUAUCAAGGCUAUUCAAUGCUGAGUUGGAAUCAGAUGAUGAUGAAGCAAGUCUACUUGAAGCAAUGGUGUCUGGACAUAAGACUAGGAAGAAGGUUGAUGCAAGGCAUCAGACUAAGGCUCCUGAAAAGAAAAUUCAGGUGGAGGUCGAUGUUGAUGAGACGGGUUACAUGGAGUACAACAACACAAAGGGUUCUCGUAGGAACAAGGGAGGCAAGAGACGGAAGGGUAGAACCCAAGAAGAAGAAACAAUAAGAGCUGAUGUUACAGAGGCUAAUGGUGAGACAACCCAUAUUCAAGAAGAAGAAACAAUAAGAGCAGAUGUUACAGAGGAUAAUGGUGAGAUUGAGGAACAGAAUGGACGUUAUGAUGACUCCCAUGUAGAGUCAACAUCGAAUCCUGUAAAAGAAUCUGCAAAUGAGGACAAAGGAGACAAUGCAUCAGAAAGGGAUCAUGAUCUUCCAAAGCAAGCUGUGAACAAAAGAAAUGCAACAAAGAAGUCUGAUGUGUCCAAGUCAAAGGUUGCUCCAAAAGGGAGGAAACAUAAGGCGGCAGCGAAAGUAUCUGGCAAUGUCUGUGAGAAGUGUGGGGAGGAAUUUGAAUCAAGGAAUAAACUACACAAGCAUAUCGGAGAAACUGGUCAUGCUUCCCUAAAAUUUUGAUGAUUUUUUUCUUUCUUAUAAGGACAAAGCAGUCACUUCUCGAUCUUCCGUUGAGCGGUAUACUCAAUUCGGAUGCUCAUAGAUUGACUUGUCAACAUUUCCUAUAACAUCCCAAUGUGUCAAUGUGUACCUCUAAGUGAAAUGAAAAUCAAAAUUUACCGUCAAAAGUUUGAUUUUUCCUUGAUACUAUAGUCUCUGAGAGCAUGUGUUUGCACGCACAUGCCAAUUUAGAAGAUCUUAUAAUGUCACUGAACCGGGUCUGCCUGACCAGAUUUUGUCACCAUUUUUAUAUUUUCUGACAACAUAGUCUGAAUUGUAUGCCGAACUAUAUACUUGAUUAUUUUAUUGGUGAUUUUGUUAUCUUUGAAAAUAUUAAUUGAAACAAGUUCUGUUA
Molecule: messenger RNA, 2325 nt
Organism: Olea europaea var. sylvestris
Lineage: Eukaryota; Viridiplantae; Streptophyta; Magnoliopsida; Lamiales; Oleaceae
Product: DNAJ protein JJJ1 homolog
Exons: 4
Coding region: 78-1931 (617 amino acids)
Molecular function (GO): zinc ion binding; nucleic acid binding
Source: RefSeq, a predicted model, not a curated record